Messenger RNA from Caenorhabditis auriculariae, 1376 nucleotides. Lineage: Eukaryota; Metazoa; Nematoda; Chromadorea; Rhabditida; Rhabditidae. The record is from the annotation of a GenBank genome assembly.
AUGGUGAGUAUUUAUUCUUUCUAUAUUUACGGAAUAAUUCUUGGUUUCAGGGAAUCGAAGAUGAUCUCGCCGGGUGUGAAGAAUCCGACCCGUACAUGUUGAUGGAUAUCAUCGAAAAAGUUUAUAAAUUCUUUUUAUAAUAUAUUGGAAUUUCUAGUUGAAGAUGUAUUCUUGAUGAAAAUGACGUGAAUCUCGAACAAUAUUGCUUAUUAUGGACUCACUUGUGCAGGUAAAAAAAAAGUGAAAAGACAGUUUUUAUCGAAAAAUAAUAUUUCCAGGAUAAUGAACAAUUGGGGUACGGUAUUUUCCUUCGUGGUGAAAGACGUGACGGGGAAGAUUGUGAAAUUGGAGGAAAUGCAGGCAGACAAACCACAACAUUAUAGGUUAAUUCAUCAAAAAUAUAGAAUUUAUGAUUUUAAAAUCUCAGUUCGGUUUUGAAAAUGGCUCAGUUCGAGAAGGAAAAUGAAACGAUUCGGAAGAAAAAACCAAGGAGCGGCUGUGGACAAUUGAUCAUUUUGAAUAGGUAGGAUAAUUUAAAUUCAGGUCCAUUUCGGAUCUAACUCCAUUGAAAGGUAGUAUGAACUAGAGUAGAUUUUUCGAUUUUUAUUAAUUUUGAGAUUUCAGAGCCUUCGAGUUCGUUAUAGACUUGCUCCACAACGUUUUCAGCGAGAAGGACGAGGCUGCCAAGGUAAAAAAAAGUUACUAUUUCAAAAAAACUCUUAAAAAAACGGAAAAAAACACUAGAAUCAAAAAAUCAGUUUCAAAAAAACUGAAAAAAAUUUAAUUUCAAAAGUUCUUAAGAUUUCUCCGUAAUGUACAAAUUUUUUUGAUGAUUUUAAAAUUUUUUUCUACAUUUUUUUAUGAUUUGAAAAGGCUUGAAAAACAUUUAAAAAAAAGAGUUUGACAGAAAGUUCAAUAAAUUGUCCACAGAGCGGACUUGUUUAAUUUUUUUGGCUUAUUUUUUUACGAAUUUUUUUCAAUUUUUUUAUCACUUUCUUUCGAAAAUUAGUCAAAAAAAUAUUCUUAAUUUUUCUCACACCUCUAAUAUGUCAAAAAAAUAGUCCUUUCACUCCAUUUCUUCAGGUCUCAAAAAUCGCCCAACAUUCCUAUGACAGAACCCUCUCAAAACAUCAUUCCUGGGUGGUUCAGAAGGUCGUUUGGGCGGCCCUGUGCACAUUACCUUACAGAGAAGAAGUGAGCCAUAUUUCAAAAGAAAAAAAAAAGAAAUUUCCCAGUUUGUGGCCAGUCUCCGAGGGAACAUGCCGGCGGAGAACGACGAGAAAUUCCACGAGACUUUCGACAAAAACGGCCGGGAAAUCUUGAAACGGGUUGGACAGAUGAUUGAACAGUUCGAACUUGUAGAUUUUCAUCCUUGA